AAGUACAAAUACUUCGUUACCUUACUUAAGUAGAUAUUUUGGUUAUCUAUACUUUACUGGAGUAAUUAUUUUUUGGACCACUUUUUACUUCUACUCCUUACAUUUUCAUGUAAUUAUCUGUACUUUCUACUCCUUACAUUUUAAAAAUUGCCUCGUUACUUCAUUUCGACUUGUUUUUAUUCCGGCUAUCCAGAUAAAAUCCGCCAUCCGAAUAGAAUUAAUUUAAUUGUGGUUGGAUGAGAAGUCUCAACGUGACACCAUUCCUAUACCCCAUUGGUUUCAAAGCGAUGCAACGCGCUUGCGCAUUACACACCCGCACACCGGAGCAGAAUGUAGAAGCGUUAAUACAGUAAAUGGUGGAAGAGAAAAUGUCCAUGGCGGCAGACGAGGAGCUUUCCCAACCAAGCACCAGUGAGGAGGGUGCAGGCAAGGAAGACCAACCAACCCUUGUUCAUCCCUGGCCUUAUCUGGAGGAUUUUUUUGAUAUAACAGGAUGCAAAAACAACUCUUUUCGCAUGCAAUGCAAACUGUGCGCACCGAAGUACCACGAGCUAAUGGCUUUCAAAAACUCACCAUCAAAUUUAAAGAAGCAUAUUGAGAAGAAACACCCUACUCAUCUGGAGAGGUACAAGCAACUCACUUCAGCAUCCCUCAAAAGGAAGACAUCAGCUGAAGAUUCUUUGGCCCCACCCUCCAAACAAACCAAGCUGUGGGAGACUCGUAAAGUUUCCCAGGCAAGUGUGGACAAAUUAGUUCUCAAAUUCAUUGUCCAAGGCUUGCACCCACCGCACAUUGUUCAGCAACAGGGCUUCAUUGAUCUUGUGAAACAUCUUCAGCCAAAUACAAAUGUCAUGACACGCAAUACUGUUGUCAACAAAGUCACAAAUGCCGCUGUUGAAAUGAAAAGCAAACUGAAAGCGGCCCUUAGUGAAAUUGAGUUCAUAGCAACAACAACAGACUGCUGGACAGCACACUGUCGCAGUUUCAUUGGUGUCACAGCGCACUGGUUUAACUCCCAGACCAUGCAGAGAUUCUGUGCUGCCCUGGGAUGCAAGCAACUUAAAGGGUCACACACAUUUUCUGCACUGGCUAGUGCCCUAAAUGAAAUUCACACAGAAUUCAAUAUCAGAGACAAGAUCAUUCGCACUACAACUGACAAUGGAUCGAACUUCCUGAAAGCCUUCAGAGUUUAUGGGAAGACUGACAAGAACAACAAUCCUGAACCUGUAGGAGAGCGUGCUGAAGAAGAGGACGAUGGUGGCCAAAAUGAUGAUACUGAUGAAGAAGAAGAAAGCAUUGAGGGUGUUGAAUUUGUUGAUACUGGAGCCCUUUUGGACAAAGAUGACUACUUGGAAUAUCAACUACCCAAGCACCAUCGCUGCGCCUGCCACCUCCUCAAUCUGGUGUCCACAGUUGAUGCUUCAAAAGCAGAGGACAACCCAUUGUACAAGCGCAUAUCAAGGUCCACAUUUGCCAAAUGCUCUAGCCUGUGGAACAAAAGUUCAAGAACAACCAUCGCAUCUGAAGUGAUUAAAGACCACUGCACACUCCAACUGAUAAGGCCUGUUGCUACAAGGUGGAAUUCAUUCUUCUCCGCUGCGGAAAGAAUUGUGAGAAUAACAAGAGAACAAGGUGAAGGAGCACUUGCAGCUGUCUGCAGUAAGCUGGAUAUACAAAAGUUUACUCCAGUGGAACUUGCAUUUCUUGCAGAAUAUGUGAAGACAAUGAGCCCAGUGGCCAAGGCAGUGGAUGUUCUUCAGGGAGAAACCAGUGUGCAGAUGGGAUGGCUGCUCCCCACCAUAACUCUACUAAAGACCAAGCUCCAGAACCUUCAGGUCACCUCCAAGUUUUGUGAGCCUUUGAUUGCUGCACUUCUUUCUGGCAUUGAAAAACGCUUCGGAGAAAUGCUUGCAGAUCCAGAGCUGAUAGCCGCAGCCAUUCUGGUUCCCAAAUUUAAAACCUGCUGGACAAAUGAUGAAAACAUCUUGAAACUUGGCCUUGACUACAUAAAAAGCCACUUGAGCUGUCAGGAAAGGAAUCCUGUCUCUGAGGGCUCCCUGUCAUCUGAGGAAGAGGACUUCUUUUCCUCCUUAAAGAAGACUGGCCCCCUUGAAAAGACCCAGCAGCUGGAUGCAUACCUGGGGUGCCCAGGAGACAUGACAGAGGUGAUGAAGUCCUUCCCAGCUGUGUGCCACCUAUCACUGAAGCUUAAUACGGCACUCCCUGCCUCAGCAGCCUGUGAAAGACUGUUCAGUGUUGCAGGGCUGAUCUUCAGGCCAAGAAGAGCGUGCAUUGGCUCAGUAAACUUUGAGAACCAGCUACUUUUGCGGCUGAACAAAGACUAUUGGUAACUCUUUGUUGCUUGUCCUUUCCUUGACUGAUGUCAGUCUUUAUGUUAAAAGUGCCUGUUACAUCUCCUUAAAUUUGAAUCGUUGCGAUUACCUACAGAAAUGGGCAUGACCAAGAAUGUGGCACAAUAAAGGUUAAUUGAUAAUAUGCGUCUGAUGACUUACUAUUUGCACCAUUCCAACAACUAGUCAUCAUAUUUGCUGCUCCAUGAAACACGUGUUAAUUGUCAGUAGUACACACACGAUUCUGUAAUAUAUAUUUACUAAAAUGCAUUCCUUUUCAAUGGACAUAUAUGAGGUGGAAACAGAUAGCCUAUUCUAGUGCAUUCCAAAUUUUUCAACAUUAGUCGUUAUAACCUUUUAGAAAAUGUGUUUUAUGAUUGCACUCUAGCCAUUUUUUCCCUCACAUUACUUUUACUUUUAUACUUUUAAGUAGUUUUAAAAUCAGUACUUUUGUACUUGAGUAAAAAGCUGGAGUUGAUACUUCAACUUCUACAAAAGUCUUUUUGAACGUUAUUAUCUAUACUUCUACUUAAGUAAUGAAUGCAAAUACUUUUGACACCUUUGUAUCUUGCACAGUUCCAGGGAAAGGUUGUAUUACAGGUCAUUAUAUAACCCCCAACUGAAAUACAAGGCGUCAAUAUACCUUUACCCAGGAACUGUUCCUGUCUACAUGUUAUAACAAGCCCAGCUUUUACAGGAAGACUGUAUGAAGGAUUUUAGCUCACCGGAUCACUGUCAAAAGAGGAGACUAACAUCUGCACGCUCUAUCGUCUUCAUCUGUUCAAUGCAGUAAUUCCGUGUUACCUUCUGGUAAGUACUGAAAUCUAAACUUUUUUUGCGUUGUUUUUAGUUAGCCCUGCAAAGAGCUUGCACUGCAGUUUUUAAUUUUUAAUUAUCUUUUUUUUUUUUUUUUACCAACUUUGCAGUAUGAAAGCGGAAUUGUAUUGGCAUUUUGAGUCGUGUUUUGCAGUACUUCUAAAGUAUAUGUCCUCCAUAGCCAGUAACAUGACAACAAAUUAAGACACGAAAAUAGAGAAAGUUCAAGUUUUAGUUCAGGUACAAAUAUGGACAGAAAUAUGCUCCAAAUGCAGCUACGACUUUUCGGCACAUUUACUAAUUUGUUUACGCAGAGUUAGAUAUGAAGACUGAUUCUUGCACACAAGCCUUAUAUAACCACUCGCUCUAAUUUUUACACUUUUUCUCAUGAUAUAAAUACAUGAAAUAUAACAUGCAAUAUAACAUUAGCACACCUCAGAGGUAAUGGAAGGUGGAUUUUAUUACCUUUGGACAAAGUCAAACUAACUGUUUUCCCUGUGUUUCCAGUCAGCUUGACAUAAUAUUUCUAUACAAUUUGUAUUUAGAUACAGUAUAUGUAUUUGGCAGAUGCUUUUGUUCAAAGCAAUGUGCAUAAAUGGGGCACAAUCUAACCCACAGCAAAUACUCAGGUGCAUGUAUUUCUCAUAAUGGUGAACUGUAGUUUUCACUAUUUGCUCAGUAAAAUACUAAGGUCUGAUACACAUUUUUCAGUACAUUUCUCUUCUUUGUCUUCUGAAAUUUUCAGGCACGGCAGAUCGGCUGAAAAUAAGCAGCAGUGGAAAAAACUGAAAAAAAUGGCCUUGGUGACUGGAACCCCCACAGUGGUGAAUGAAACUUCAACACAUUGUCCAUCCGCCCGAGAAGAUGCAGGGACAGGUUUCCUGCCAGUGAUCAUGAUAAUCGAGAUCAUUGUAGGCCUGCCAGGAAACAUAAUAGCCUUGUGGAUUUUCUUAUUUCGCAUGAAGUUCUGGAAGCCCCACAUAAUCUUUCUCUUAAACCUGGUUCUGGCUGACCUCCUGCUCCUCAUUAGUGUGCCCUUCCGCAUCCACACCCACAUGCAAGGGGAGUACUGGGUGUUUGGAGAGGUCUGGUGCCGCAUCAACCUCUUCAUGCUGGCUGUGAAUCGUUCUUCCAGUAUUGCAUUCAUGACAGUCGUGGCACUGGAUCGGUAUUUUAAAGUGAUCCAUCCACAUCAUUGGAUCAGCAAAAUGACUAUGACUCACGCGGCCUGGCUCGCAGGCCUGACGUGGGUUGCUGUGAUUGCCCUUCGGAUUCCGUUGCUGACCACCAACCUCCUCCACCAGGAUGGCAACAUCUCCCAGUGUCGUAGUUUCAACUUCUACAAAGUAAUUCCCCCUGAGGUAAUGGUGCAUUAUGUGGCCUUUGUUGCAGAGUUCUUCCUGCCCUGGUUCUUGUUACUAUUUUCCUCAGCCAGAAUCGCCUGCUAUCUGAACCAACAAAAGCAAAAGGAGAUGCAAAAGAGGGUCCGGAGGGCCAUUCGAGCAGUAGCAGUGAUCAGUUUAGUGUUCACUGUCUGCUUCAUGCCAAGUGUCAUCACAGGCCUGGUGGGGUUGUCCAUCAAAUACCUCUAUCCUACGGAAUGCGAGAUUUACCAGCGGUCCACUCAGCUCUUCAUGACAUGCAUCAGCUUCACCUACCUCAACAGUGCUUCGGACCCCUUCAUCUACUUUUACUCCAGCUCCAUGUUCCGUAACAUUCUCAGGAGAUCCAACUGCUUCAAAAAGGAUGUCAGCCAAGUCCAUAAAUGCUGAGAAAGAAAGACAAUGAAAUAUUAUCAAUUUUGAAUGGACAGACUGACAAAUUGGAGAUUCUCUGAACUGUGGAAUGUUGGAUGCACUGAAAUACAUAGGCUCAGACACUCAAACAGAGCUAGAGCGAAAGACUGUAAUGGUGGUACUGAAAAUCUGUCCUGGGAAAUUUGUCCUGCAGUUGUUCAUGUAUUGACAUAUACAGCAGAACAAAGUAUCAACUAUUUUCUACAAGGCAUGAUGUAAAUACACAUACAAAAUAGCUGACAUUAUCAUGUACUUGUGGCACUCUGGAUUCUUUUAAACUAAAGCAACACUGGAGAGAUUUUGAAGCAUAGUAAAAAUUAGGUUGUAUUCUUUCAGCUCUUCAGUUUCCUGUUAUAUUUGAGAUGACUCGGUAAUUAUUUUGGAUAAAGUGUCUCCUAUUAAAGGUUUCGAACUAACUUCUCCAGCUGGUUAAAUGUUUGAAUUGUGUGUAUUGAUAUAUAGAUAGCCUGAUUUUGUAUGCAACAAGAGAACACAGUGUAUCAGAAGAGCUGUUGGAUGGAUUCAAUAGUAAUAUUUCAAUACAAUGAUGAAAUAUAGACACAAUAAAAUCU
Acanthochromis polyacanthus (spiny chromis) is the source of this 5535-nucleotide messenger RNA. RefSeq names its product hydroxycarboxylic acid receptor 1-3 (gene hcar1-3). NCBI's taxonomy places the organism in Eukaryota, Metazoa, Chordata, Actinopteri, Pomacentridae. Gene Ontology annotation, biological process: G protein-coupled receptor signaling pathway. Gene Ontology annotation, molecular function: G protein-coupled receptor activity; DNA binding. Gene Ontology annotation, cellular component: membrane. The record is from RefSeq and is a predicted model, not a curated record. The transcript is spliced from 4 exons. Bases 3815 to 4939 code for a protein of 374 amino acids.